This is a messenger RNA of Anthostomella pinea, 765 nucleotides long. The record is from the annotation of a GenBank genome assembly. Lineage: Eukaryota; Fungi; Ascomycota; Sordariomycetes; Xylariales; Xylariaceae.
AUGGCUCUCCCACUACCGACAGGCCUGGUGCCGACCGAGGUAGCCUUCCUCUGCGAAAUGGAAAUGGUCACAAUCGUCCCGCGGCAACGGCUCGAGUCCAUAACACUCCUCAGUGGCAAAACGCCAGCUCUCCGCCCACCGCACCGUGCCGAACUCCCCCUCUGGCUCGCGCUCCUCCUCAAGAAGCAACGCCGCGCCAACAUCGUCCCGCCGCCGUGGCUGCUCCCGGCCUCGCUGCAAGACCUCGUGAACCAAGAAACCAAUAUCGACCCCGAAGCCUUCAGCCCGCCGCCGCCGCCGCCGAUGCGGUCGGACGGGUACGGCGCCGCGCACUCCUACACACAACACUCAACGAAUCCCGCCGACGUCGUGCUAGCGCCCCCGUUCCUUCCGUCCUGCACGCAGGGGGCGCCCUCGGGCUACCUGCCGUACCACUGGCUCGAGAUGGCCGAGACGCUGCUCGCGCACGCGGCGGACGACAUCCCCGGCGCGGCCGACGCGCGCGCGCUGCUGCGCGACCUGCAGGAGGUGCGCGCCGCCAAGAUGCGCGGCAGCACGCGGCACCUCGAGGGCGGCGGCGGCGUGCUCAACCUGCGCGGUGUGGGCGCCAUGGAGCUGGCCGAGAGCAGGGGUUUCGUGCUGGGCAUCGUGGAUGGGGUGCGGAAGCUGGGGGCGAGCGUGGAGGCGAGCAGGCGUGAGGAGGAGGAGGAGGAGAGGGAGGGUGGGGGCGGGGGCGGGGAUAGUGAUGAUGAGAUGGAGUUUUGA